Molecule: messenger RNA, 1328 nt
Organism: Trichobilharzia regenti
Lineage: Eukaryota; Metazoa; Platyhelminthes; Trematoda; Strigeidida; Schistosomatidae
Source: the annotation of a GenBank genome assembly
AAAAUUUUAAGCGCGGAAGACAAAUUCUAGAGUUCCAAGAUUUUCGUGCUUGUUGAAGGAACUUCUACAAUCAAGUCUCUGUAUUAUAUCUUCACUGACCUCACAUUUGCAGUUACACCAAUAUCAGAUGAACAUAAAUCUAGGGUUUAUUUUUCUGAUGGUUUUACUUUUGGGGACUAUGGGGGACGAUAAUACAGGCGUUAUCUUACCCUCCAAGUGUGAAGUUUGCAAGCUUCUCGUAACGGAAAUACUUAUCCGGCUCCAAGAAACAAAAUCAAGUGAUGCACUGGACAUUGGUUCUAAUCGUGGAAAUUCAAAGAAAGUUAAAUACGACACAUCGUUUGUAUUCAUUACAACUAAUCUUAAUUAUUUCUAGAGAAAUUAGACUUCUUGAAGUUCUGGAGGAUCCCCCAAUUUGCAAUCGACUUCUCCAGUAUAAAGUGCAUAAAGAACGACAAGAUAGCACUAGAUUUGAUAAGAGUACGCCUCAGACAAUGAAAUCCCUCAAUGAAUUAGUAAACCGUGGUGUUGAAGUGAAAUUAGAUGUCCCUUUUGAGUUAUGGGAUAAACCAUCAGCAGAAGUUACAGCCCUAUUCAAAGAGUGUAUUCCACUUGUUAGUGAGUAUCAAGAAACUAUCGAGGAAUGGUUUUUCAAUAAUCAGAAUAAAAGUCUUUACGAUUAUCUUUGUCGGGAAAAUGUUCUUGAUAAAUCUUCUCAAGGAUGUUUGGAUGAAGGAAGGGGGAGCCAAGUGGAAACCUCAGCAGAUUCUCAUCAGCUGCAAACUGCCUAAAAUUGCAAUGGUGAUAUGCGUCGUUUAGUCGAAAUUUCCAAUUCCUACAAAACACUAAGCAUACAAGUGACAGCAAAUUUACUACGAUUUGCUGAGGCAAUUGCAAUCAAGAGCUUCAAACCAAAAUUAUACAUACAGAAAGAGUGUAAUCAAUCUCUCACUACCUUGGUAACUGCAUUUUGAUUACAUUGAUUAGUCAUCCGCAUUAGCGAUUUCAGCUCAUUUAGCGAGUUUUCAAUUGUAUGAACUAUAACCUUCUUGAGUUGCUAUGUAAAUCUACAGGCUAACACUGUUUAUUAGAUUUUUCUGCCUUCUCCUCUCCCCUCCUUUUUUAUUCUGAAAGCAUAUAAAUUGAUGGUAACUUGGAUUAAAAAUUGUAAUGCUUAUAUUUCAAAUGCCUUGAUUUCAUAAUGCAUUCUCUACUACCAUUCAAACACUAAAGUAUGUUAUUGUUAUUAUUUAUAACCAUUGUAAUUUCAGGUAGUUUGCAGCUGAUGAGAACCUUCGAAAUAGAAUGGUGUCAUUUUAUACUGCAAA